Messenger RNA from Diaporthe citri, 1683 nucleotides. RefSeq lists its product as uncharacterized. Gene Ontology annotation, molecular function: transmembrane transporter activity. The record is from RefSeq and is a predicted model, not a curated record. Bases 1 to 1683 code for a protein of 560 amino acids. The transcript is spliced from 3 exons. NCBI's taxonomy places the organism in Eukaryota, Fungi, Ascomycota, Sordariomycetes, Diaporthales, Diaporthaceae. Gene Ontology annotation, biological process: transmembrane transport.
AUGACCUUGCCAGAUGAGAAAGCAGCGGCCAGGAUCGCAGAAGAGCCGCGAUCCGGUUCCGCCAACCCAUCGAUCUCAGAUACGCCCAUGAAGGAUGCCCCGGAUAGAGCGAACCUCGAGCCUCUGCAGGACAAAGACGCAGACCAGUACCCUCAUGGCUUGAAACUGGUGCUCCUUACGGGGGCGUCCAUUGUUGCCGUUUUCCUGAUUGCGUUGGACCAGACAAUCGUGGGUACUGCCGUCCCCAAGAUCACCGACGAGUUCCACGGCCUCGAGGACGUGUCUUGGUACGCGGCCGCCUAUUUCAUGACCUUUGGCGCCUGCCACACCUCGGCCGGCAAGCUGUACAGGUACUACGACAUCAAGUGGAGCUUCCUGGCCUCCAUGGUCAUAUUCGAGGUGGGCAGCCUGAUCUGCGGCGUCGCGCCAAACUCCAAGUCCCUGGUGGUGGGCCGGGCCAUCGCGGGUCUGGGCGGCGCCGGCCUGUCCGUCGGGGGCACGAGCAUCAUCUCCUUCACCGUCCCGCCAGCCAAGAGGCCGGUCAUGAUGGGGCUGGUCGGCACGACGUACGCCCUCGCUGCCGUGCUGGGGCCGCUGAUCGGCGGCGCCUUCACCGACCGCGUCAGCUGGCGCUGGUGCUUUUACAUCAACCUGCCGGUCGGGGGCGUCGCGGCUUUGGCCGUCUUCUUCUUCUUCCACCUCCCCGCCGCCGCCGCCCCUCCAAAGGUCUCCUGGAAGGAGAAGCUCCUGCAGCUGGACCCUGUCGGGGUGGCCCUGGCGAUGGGCGCCCUCACCUCCUUCAUCCUCGGCCUUCAGUACGGAGGCGUCACCCACGCGUGGGACAGCAGCGUUGUCAUAGGCCUCCUUGUCGGCUUCUUCGUUAUCACGGCGGCCCUUGUCGCAUGGGAGAUCUGGCUGGGCGACUAUGCCAUGAUGUUGCCGAGACUCUACAAGCAGCGCUCACUCUCAUUCACGGCGCCGUACCAGUUCUUCUUCAUGGGGAGCUAUAUCGUCCUGCUGUACUACCUUCCCAUCUACUUCCAGAGCAUCCUCGGCGCCAGCCCCAUCAAGUCUGGCGUCAACAACUUGCCCCUCGUACUCGCAGCCUCCGUGUUCGCCCUGGCCGGCGGCGCUGUGGUAAUGAAGACGGGCCGUGCGCAGCAGGUCAUGUUCGUUGGGUCGAUGCUUACUACAGUUGCCAUCGGCCUGGUCUAUACGCUCGACAUCGGCUCGUCGACGGCGAAAUGGGUUGGUUAUCAGUUUUUCGUCGGGUCCGUCAUGGCAUUUGCCAUGAUGCAUGGCUUGACGGUCGCCCAAGCCAAUGUCGGGCCUGAAGACAUCUCUACCGUCACAGCGAACCUCUUGUUCUUUCAGACGGUCGGGGGCGCCUUCAGCACCUCAUCGGGGCAGUCGGCCUUCGUAAACCAGCUGCUGGCCCACCUGCCCAAGUCGGCCCCCGGGGUGUAUCCGCCCUUGGUGAUCUCGACGGGAGCCUCGGAGCUGCACAAUGUGUUCCCGCCAGACGUGCUACCUGGUGUCCUAGAGGCAUACAUGGUCGGUAUCAAGGCUGCAUUCGCGGUUUCGGUUGCCUUUGCAGGUGUCGCGUGCUUGCUUUCCCUUGGAAUACCCUGGAGAAAGCUUCCGAGCCACGCUCCUGGUGAGGCUCCUAUGGCCAUGGGAUAG